This is a messenger RNA of Ficedula albicollis (Collared flycatcher), 1987 nucleotides long. It is a transcript of the gene NUBPL, whose product is annotated as nucleotide binding protein like. The record is from RefSeq and is a predicted model, not a curated record. NCBI's taxonomy places the organism in Eukaryota, Metazoa, Chordata, Aves, Passeriformes, Muscicapidae. Gene Ontology annotation, cellular component: mitochondrion. The transcript has 10 exons. The coding region runs from base 1 to 804 and encodes 267 amino acids. Gene Ontology annotation, biological process: mitochondrial respiratory chain complex I assembly; iron-sulfur cluster assembly. Gene Ontology annotation, molecular function: 4 iron, 4 sulfur cluster binding; ATP-dependent FeS chaperone activity; ATP binding.
AUGACAUCCUUGUCUCUGGACUGGAGAGACUGGGAGUUGAUGUAUGGACUGCUUGGUGGAUUAGGGAUUGGCUGGAUGGCUGCAUUGUGUCCAGCUCUAGUAAAUAUAGCCCUCGCCCUAGCAGCAAAUGAUUCGACAAAAGAAGUUGGUUUACUUGAUGCAGACAUAUAUGGACCUUCAAUUCCAAAGAUGAUGAACCUGAAAGGAAAUCCAGAAUUAACACCAAAAAAUCUAAUGAGGCCCCUUAAGAACUAUGGAAUUGCAUGCAUGUCUAUGGGUUUCUUAAUAGAAGAGACUGCCCCAGUUGUAUGGAGAGGUCUCAUGGUAAUGUCAGCUGUUGAAAAAUUGUUGAGACAGGUUGACUGGGGUGAACUGGACUAUUUAGUGAUUGACAUGCCACCUGGGACUGGAGAUGUACAGCUGUCAGUAUCACAGAAUAUCCCAAUUUCAGGAGCUGUGAUUGUCUCCACUCCACAAGACGUGGCUUUAUUGGAUGCGCACAAAGGAGCUGAAAUGUUUAGAAAAGUCCAUGUGCCUGUUUUAGGACUGGUUCAAAAUAUGAGUGUUUUCCAGUGUCCCAAAUGUAAGCAUGAGACACAUAUUUUUGGAGCUGAUGGUGUAAGAGAUCUGGCAAAAACACUUGGAUUGGAUAUUUUGGGAGACGUUCCACUGCAUGUUAAUAUACGGGAGACGUGUGAUUCAGGACAGCCUGUUGUGAUCUCUCAGCCUCAAAGUGAUGCUGCUAAAGCCUAUCUAAAGAUAGCUAUGGAAAUAUUAAGAAGACUACCAGCACCUCCUGCUUGAAGCAUUUACCACUGAAACUUAGCAAAAACGUAAUCUUUGAUGCAGCCAAUGCAGAAGAGUCCUGCCAUCUAAUUACAUGGAGAGGCUAUAUGUUAGUUCUAAGAACUUCUUUAGGACUUAAUUUGCCAGAGGUUAAAUUAUGAUUGUGAUAAUUACUGUUUUUCACCACAUUGUUUGGCCGUGUCCAAAAGGAUUCACAUAUGCAAAUUAUGAUAGAUAGAGUUUAACUGCUGAAUUGCAACAUCAUCAAGCAAGAAGGGAUGAAGUUUGUUUUUACGUGUGCCCUGUUUUAAGGUCAAGAAUGAAAAACAGCCUCUUCAUGCAAGGAGAAUGAUAAGAGGUAUGCCAUAAAUCCUGACAUAAGUCCUGCUAAAAAAAUGAAAUUUUCAGUACUCUAAUUUCCUUCAGUUUUUGUUCAGCUUUUUACAUGGUUAGCUAUCAAUCUGACCUUAAAUUCUGCAAGAUUUUAAGAAGCAAAAUCAGUUCUAUAACUGCUGUACUUCUGUAUGUUCAUCUUAAAAGAAAAUUUAAGAAUUCCACAUAUAGUCUGAAGAGUUCUUGUGAUGGAUGAUGAGCAAAUUCAUUCACUGUCGGAUAAAGUUGUGUCGUGAGGCAAUUCACAGUUUAGUGGAGAAUGGAUUACGUGACCCUGAGGCUUAUUUCUCAACUGUUUUAUAUUGUAAUGAACCCAGACAGAAGACAAGGUAACAGAGGUCUUCACUGAAAACUGGAUGUUUUUCCAGAGCUCAGUCUGCCAGGGAAUGCAAAUGAUCAAGAUAAAUUAAAUUUAUGAUUGCAUAUUCCUUCUACAGUGCAGCAACUUGGAAUUUGAAUAUAAAGAUAUAUUUUUGAAGUAAAGAAAUAUUUGGUCUUCAAACUGCGUGGCCUUCUGAUUUAUUUUUUCAUUGCCUGUGAUCUUUAUUUUUGUUUUGGUGUGUAGAAGUGAAAGAUUAUGCCUUCAGGGAAUGAGGUUUCAUUUACAAUUAGAUCUUUGAGUUGACAUUUGGGCUUUUCCAUCUACACAGUCGAGUAUCAGUAUCUUAAACACACAUUGUAACCCUACCAUGGAGUGAGUGUAACCAUACUAGGGAGCUCUGCUCUUGACCAUAUUAUUGUUUUCUGUAGAAUUGACAAAAUACUCAGUUCCUUUCAGUUGUCUGAUAUAUUUUACAAAAAUUAAAGC